AUGAGGCAUAACUCGACUAACGACAUCCUCCUCGUUGAUGGCCUCAGUGGAUAUGAUGACCAUUUAGACUAUCUCACUGGCCUCUUUGAGGAGCUGCAGCUAUGUUGUGUCGAGGCAGCUAAUUUUAAUGAUAUCUUGGACUUCAUAGGGAGCGCCCUUCAUUUUGGGCUAAUCGUCAGGCAGCAACAAGGGCCAGAUCCUGCCGCUGAAAUGAACCAGGAGCCUGUGUUGUCCACUGACGUCGAGGACUCCAGUCUGUCUGUCGUACAGUCAGGUGAUGUACAGUCAGGUGAUGAGGUGGUGGUGGUGGCUCCCGUCAAGCAAAAGAAAUCCCGAAGAAGGAAAAACAAAAAGUCGGGUAAGGCCAAACCUCAAGGGCUCAAAAUCCAGCCAGCUGGCGAAGAUAGUAAUAAGGCCAAUCAGCCAACACGAAAGGUCUCUAACUCGGACAACGGAGAUCCUUGGGACACCGAUGAUUCCAAGUCCUCUGUAGCGACUCCCGGCGUCAAUAUUCCUCGUGUCUGUAAAGAAAUACCAGAGGAGCGUAACGCAUGGACCAAGAAUUGGACGUCGAAGCCCAGGAUUGAAACCGAAGACCUUAACAAAACCUUUAGUUCAAAUAUCCCUUCAUCCUCGUUCCUCCCACAGGAAGAAUCCGUCCUGGAACCGUUUCUGAUUAACAGUUCGUAUGCGGAUUCGAAUCUCCAGGCUGCUCCGCAUGUUCCGAAAGAGCCGCUUGGAUUCAUAUACCUCUUUUCCACACCUCAUCAUCAGUCUCUGAACGCGGUGGGUGAAGUCAAAGUCGGGUUGAUCCUCCAUGAGAAGUACCGAGGUUAUGGGUAUGCCCAACAGGCUCUGCAACUUGUCGUGGCAUACGCGUUCGACGAGCUCAAAUGUCAUCGCAUACAAGCUACGUUACUACAGACGCCGCUGAAGGCGCAUGCAAUGAAACUGUUCAUGCGAGAGCGAUUCAGCUAUGAAGGAACCCGCCGAAGUUAUUUUUUCAGUCCGCUCGAGCAAGAGUGGAAGGAUACGACUGCUAUGGCGAUACUCGACACAGAAUGGGUCAUCCGUUCAUCGCUGUGUGGAGCACCACCGACGUUGUGGGAUGAGAUGUUCCUCCGGCAUGAACGCGAACGGGACUCGCUUUUGCGAUGGGAGCAAGGUAACAGGGAGGAGGAAAGGCGGCUGCUUAAACGGACGUCGAGCACGGAGACUAUCCGGUACGGCGAUGUGUAUUCAAGCGACAUGACUUCGCCGGAGGAUGGAGAUAGGAAAGGGAAAAGAAAAGCAGUCGAUUUGGAGGACUUUAAGGAUAAUCAAGCUUACCUUUCCCCGACUGGAGAAGAGGAUUUGGCAUUCGAUGACGGUAGUGAUGAUGAUGACUCCGAUGCGAAACGCCUGAAGUCCGGUGGGGAACAUGACAGCGAUCCCUCUCCUCUCACUUUCGGGCGUUCGACUACUUUUGCUUUGAGCGGUCUGGCACAGACGCUGACCUCUCCCUCGAUACCCUCGCUGCCGUUAUUCGGCCAAGACCAUGAUGGAUACAGCAGCUCCUCUGAGAGCUCUUGGGAUGCUAUGGAGUCAUCGAGCAAUUCCUCCUUUGACAGUUUAUCGGAUGCACCUUGA
Guyanagaster necrorhizus is the source of this 1629-nucleotide messenger RNA. RefSeq lists its product as uncharacterized. Lineage: Eukaryota; Fungi; Basidiomycota; Agaricomycetes; Agaricales; Physalacriaceae. Gene Ontology annotation, molecular function: acyltransferase activity, transferring groups other than amino-acyl groups. Bases 1 to 1629 code for a protein of 542 amino acids. The record is from RefSeq and is a predicted model, not a curated record. The transcript has 6 exons.